CGUGACAACAAGAAGUCUCGUAUCAUCCCCAGACAUUUGCAAUUGGCCAUCAGAAACGACGAGGAGUUGAACAAAUUGUUGUCCGGAGUAACCAUCGCACAAGGCGGUGUGUUGCCCAACAUCCAAGCCGUUCUGUUGCCCAAGAAGACCGAAAAGAAAGCUUAAAAAACAUUCUUCCGACACUGCACAACUAAAAAGGCCCUUUUCAGGGCCACCAAAA
Molecule: messenger RNA, 220 nt
Organism: Myzus persicae (green peach aphid)
Lineage: Eukaryota; Metazoa; Arthropoda; Insecta; Hemiptera; Aphididae
Product: histone H2A-like
Exons: 1
Cellular component (GO): nucleosome
Molecular function (GO): structural constituent of chromatin; protein heterodimerization activity; DNA binding
Source: RefSeq, a predicted model, not a curated record